This is a messenger RNA of Exaiptasia diaphana, 345 nucleotides long. RefSeq lists its product as uncharacterized. The transcript has a single exon. NCBI's taxonomy places the organism in Eukaryota, Metazoa, Cnidaria, Anthozoa, Actiniaria, Aiptasiidae. The record is from RefSeq and is a predicted model, not a curated record. Bases 1 to 345 code for a protein of 114 amino acids.
AUGGUGGUGGUGUUUGUGAUGGUAGUGCUUGUGAUGAUGAUGAUGAUGAGGUUGGUGCUUGAUGYGGUGAUGGAUCUUAUGAUGAAGAUGAUGAGGUUGGUGCUUGCUCUGAUGAUGGUGAUGAUGGAUCUUGUGAUGAUGAUGAUGGUGCUUGUGGUGAUGGUGGAGAUGAUGGUGCUUGUGAUGUUUGUACUUUUUGUGAUGAUGAGGUCUGUGGUGAUGAUGAUGAUGAUGAUGAUGGUGAUGACUAUUAACAAUCCUUUUACUGUGUUUUUCUACAAGUUUUCUGACGCCAUUCUUUUUGGUGCUCGAGUUCCCUGUCAUGCACAAGGAGUAACUGGUUAG